AUGGUCUCAAAUUUCUCGGCUCCUAACCCAUUUACCGGUGAUUGGGUUACUGCUGCGCAUUCAUCCUACUCCUCCCUCAUCGCUCGAUGGGCGAAGAACGCCGAGCGCCCCGCAGCUGUCGUUUCCUGCCCCAGAACACCAGAAGAUGUAGCGGCCACGAUUACCCAUGCACGCGCUCAUGGUCUUCCGCUUGCAGUGCGCGGGGGUGGACACAGUACGGCGGGUGCCUCGUCCUCCGCAGGCGGGAUCGUGAUAGAUCUGAGCGUGCACUUCAAUCACGUUCGCGUCGACCCCGGCGCAAAGUUAGCCUACGUUGGUGGAGGUGCCGUAUGGAAGGAUGUAGAUGAAGAAGGAAUGAAAUAUGGACUUGCGACUGUUGGAGGCACAGUGAAUCAUACUGGAGUCGGAGGACUUGUGCUCGGGGGUGGCUUCGGACACCUGAGCGGCGAACAUGGCUUUGCUGUCGAUAACCUUUAUGCCGCAACGGUCGUCACUGCAUCUGGCGAGAUCGUACGCGCGAGCGCGCAAGAUAACCCGGAUCUAUUCUGGGGGAUUCGAGGCGGCGGCUGUAACUUCGGGGUUGUGGUCGAGUUUGAGUUGACCAUGCAUACUCAGAGGCGCACCAUAUUCGCCGGUGUGGUGGUGUACCCCGGAGCAAUAGAGACAUUGAAUGGUGUUAUGGAGGUGAUGGAGGGCUGGUGGAAGGGGUCCCCGGUGCAAGAAAGCAUCAUUCAGUUCUUGACGCUCGGGCCGGAUGGGAAUCCCGCAUGCGUGCUUGCGCUCUUCUGGAACGGCUCAGAGGAAGAAGGGCGCGCGCACUUCAAGCCCUUCUUCGAGCUCGGGCCCGUCGUCGAUACUUGCGCUGAGAUACCCUACGAACAGCUCAAUGGUCUACAAAACGCGCAGGUCCCUCAUGGUCAACAUUACUAUAUGAAAGGCCUUUUCGUCACCGCACCUUCUUUCCAAGCCGCUGCAUCCGUCCUUUCAUACAUCACGUCCAACUUGAACACUUGGAAUGCGCUUUCUCUGACACCGACAUUGGCGUUUGAGUAUGUCCCGCUCGGCAAGACCAUGAGCAUAUCACCGGAUACAACGGCUCAUGUGCGCGCACCAGUCGUCAGCACGCUGUGUAUGAUGGCAUGGAAGGACGAUGGAGAUGCCGACGCGAAAUUGGGCAAGGUACGAACGAUAGCCAACGAACUUCUUCAAACCCUCGUGGAAAGCGACGCUGGCGUGAACAAGAGCACGAACACCGGAUACGGCAACUACUUGGCCGAGGAGGUUGUAGCGGAUGAUGUAACGACCGCGGUAACGGGCGAGAAGACGAAAGAAGACAAGAGCCUUUCCCUUUUUGGCGAACAUUACCCUCGCUUGCGUGAGAUCAAGCGCAAGUGGGAUCCCGAGCUUGUGUGGAAUAAAUGGUCGGAUACUCUAAACGGAGACUCUGUCGUACACGGAGACCCUCUGUCCGGCCGCCUUGGCGAAGUUUCGCUGUUUCAAUUGUGA
Molecule: messenger RNA, 1506 nt
Organism: Peniophora sp. CBMAI 1063
Lineage: Eukaryota; Fungi; Basidiomycota; Agaricomycetes; Russulales; Peniophoraceae
Source: the annotation of a GenBank genome assembly